GUCGUUUGUUUCUCAAAAAUCACUAAUUCAUAUUUCUGUGCUAUUAUAAUAAAUUAUUUGAUACUUAUUGUAAAAUGGGUGUUUUUUUGAUGCGGUAAUAUUUUCCCAGUGUUGGUCAAUCACUGUGAAACGAUUUAUUUAAUCGUUUCAUAUAUAUUGGAUUAGUGAUUUUUCGUGUAGAUUUUCACUUUUUAGUUCAACAAAUGUAAAGCGUCUCAUUAUUAUAAUUAUUAUAGUUUUGCAUUAAGUAAUUGUCUGAUAAAAAUAACAGUAUUGAUUUGUAACGUUUUUAAUUAUCUAUUUAGUGGACUCAUUUUCUCCUAAAUGAUUUCAUGUCAUAAGUUGUUUUGUUAGAUAAAUCUGUAAAGGUACAAUAGUGGUUUGCUAACUGUUAAUCUAUGGUCUUUUAAUUCUCAUUUUAAAAUAUAUUUAAUAAUUAUAGUAGAGAGAGAGUUCACUACUAUCCUAAAUAUUAUGCACUUUAUGGCUCAGCAUAUAUCUUGUUAACAGUGAAAUCGAUGUAAGUUUGUAGAUAUUCGUUUAUUGAUUUGUCAUUUCACUGAGUUCACGCCAUAUUGAACAGUUUAAUCUUUCAAAUCAAUAAAGAAAUUGUCGUGUUCAGAUAAUUUACACUAAUUGACGAUGAACAUUUAAUUUUAAGCCUUCAAACUUCAAAGCAAAACAUUUAUUCAUUUUUCUCAUGCUUUAGUUAAUUAAUUUGGGAUUUUUUGAAACGAAUCAUUCCUUUGUAAUACGAUAUAUACUAUAUUUAACUAAUAUUGUAAUACAUAAGAUAAAAUAAAUAUUAGGUCUUUGUAUAAUAACAUUCUAAAACAGAUAACAUCCACUUAUAGAGAUCUUCACAUCCUUUUAUUUUAUGAUACGAAUUCGGAAGUGUUUAGUGAAUGCAAAUCAAGUGAAUAAUGCAUUACAAGCUGGUGCUUCUCAAUUCGAAGCUAGUGCUGGUAAACUGAAAAGAAAAUUUUGGUGGAAAAAUUGCAAAAUGCUAGCAGUAUUGGGUGUACUAGUAGUUAUUUUAAUUAUCGUAUUAAUUGUAUGGGUCGUUUCUGAACAAAAAAAUAAAGUUGAACAAAGUGGACAUUCAUCUCAUCAUCUUGUGAUGAAUAACACAUCGCAUUUAUUAUCGGAACCAGUGAUGAUGGAGCAUUCAAGAGAAGGAAAACCAAUUUUGCCUGAUGAUCAUAUGAUAGGUUCGAAUGAAGUAAAUAGUGGAACGCCACCGUCUUUUAAUUCUAAUAGAAUAAAAUCCAAAGGUUUUGAGAAAUUACGGUCACCUCCAUUGUCGUUGCCAACUUCUCCUUCGUAUACCCCCUCUUUCUCUUCGUAUCCCUCUUCAUCUCAACAUCAUUUUGAAAACAAUGAAACAUCAUUGUUUUAAUUGGAUAUUUCUUCAUGAAUCGAUUAUUGAUUAAUCUCCGAAUUGUGCCUGGGAUCAGUUAUCACUACACAUAUUCAUUUUCAUACGUACACCAUUGUUGUUAAUUGGUGAUAGUCAGUGUAAACCAAAAUAAAUGAUAUUUAUUUAUUUAUUUCAUGCACAUAUAAAACAAGAGAUCAUAUAACAUUGUUUUAUUCUCUUUCUUGCUCACUUGUUCAUCUGUUUUUGACUCUUUUACAAAACUCAAAUCAUCGAGACCACAUAUUAAUCAAUUAACACAUGUGCAUUGACAAAUUGUGUAAUGUGUUUUAGUCUGUUUUUAGUGUACAUCUUUGUCUGUCUAUCCGUAUGUCUUUGUCUGUAUGCCUUUAUGUAAUUAUGUAUGUGU
This is a messenger RNA of Schistosoma bovis, 1787 nucleotides long. Lineage: Eukaryota; Metazoa; Platyhelminthes; Trematoda; Strigeidida; Schistosomatidae. The record is from the annotation of a GenBank genome assembly.